Molecule: messenger RNA, 7812 nt
Organism: Pedinophyceae sp. YPF-701
Lineage: Eukaryota; Viridiplantae; Chlorophyta; Pedinophyceae
Source: the annotation of a GenBank genome assembly
AUGUCGCACAGAGCAUCCGGUUCGUCGCCCGCGCGGAGGCGGAGCGCGUGGGGCCCGCCGGGGCAGAGCAACGGCGUGGCCGGGGGGGCACCGGCAGCGGCGGAGAAGGACGCCCCGCGGCCCUCCGCGGCCGGGGGCAGCGACGCCAUGUUCGCGAUACUCAAGGAAAUCGGCCGCGAGAAGUCCGGCGAGGACGACCAGACGUCCCUGCGCGACUACGUGGAGACCGAGGCCCGGGACCUCGCGGGGGAGCAUUUCGUCCGGCUCACAGAGACGCUGUACGUGCAGAUUGAGGCCAUGUGCGACUCCUCGGACCCCGAGACCAAGCGGGCCGGCAUCCUGGCCAUUGAUCAGUUGCUCGAGUGCGACAUCCUGGGCGACCGCGCGGCCAAACUGUCCAGGUUCGCCAACGCCCUGCGGUCGUCGAUGGAGCAGGGCUCGCCGGCGCGCGUCAUCGACCUCGCAGCGCACACCUUUGGGCAUCUGGUCGCGUGCGGCGGGCCGGCCACCGCCGACGUCGUGGAGCACACCAUCCAGCGCUCGCUCGCGUGGCUGCACGGCGAACAGCAGGAGCUGCACCGCUACGCCGCGGUCGUGCUCCUGCGCGAGAUGGCAGACAACGCCCCCGCCGUGUUCAACGUGCACGUGCGCCACUUCAUCGAACGCAUCUGGUCGCCGCUCCGCGACCCCAAAAAGGUGAUGCGGGAGGCCGCGGUGAACGCGCUGCGGUCGUGUCUGUGCCUCGUGGAGAAGCGCGAGACGCGGUACCGCGUGCAGUGGUACUACCGGCUGUUCGAGGACACGCAGCGCGGCCUGACUCAUGGCACGCGGGUAGAAAUCGUGCACGGGUCGCUCCUCGCGCUCGGGGAGCUCCUGCGCCACACGGGCGAGUUCAUGCUCGCCAGGUACCGCGAGGUCGUCUCCACGGUCCUGCGCUUCCGCGACGCCCGCGACAAGAUCAUCCGACAGGCAGUCAUCCGCCUCCUGCCGCGCCUCGCCGCCUUCUCGCCGGAACGCUUCAGCGGUACCUACCUCCGCCCCUGCAUCGACUAUCUGCUCACGCAGAUCCAGUCCCCCUCGGAGCGCGCCGCGGCGUUCGAGGCGCUCGGCGACAUCGCUGUCGGCGUCCGCAGCUCCCACCGCGGCAUCGCGGGCCUCCAGGCCGCCCUCGCCCCGCUCGCCGCCCUCAUCCACGAGGCCGUCGCGGUGCAGCCCGCAGGCCGGCGCGGGUCCACUGGGCCUGCCCCCGCCGCGCCCGGCGCCGUGCAGCAGGGCUCGGCCGCCAUCGAGGCCAUCCGGUGCGCGGGGCAGAUCGCGCACGCCGUCGGCCCGGCGUGGUCGCUCUACGUCAAGCAGCUGAUCGAGCCCAUGCUGCAGGGGGGUCUCCACCCGACACUCGUGGAGUCCCUCGCGACGAUAUCCCGUGCGAUUCCGGAGCUGCUCGGGACGUGCCAGGCGCACCUGCUCGACGUGAUCAGCAUCAUGCUGUCGCGGCAGCCCUUCCACACUCCCCCCCCCGACAUCCCCUGCGCACCGCACCCGCUCAUGGCCUACAUCCGGCCGGCGGACGGGGACCCCGCCGCGGCCGUGCUCGCGCUGCGCGCGCUCGGGACGUUCAACCUCGAGGUGUACAACCUGCUGACGUUCCUCGAGGACACCGUCGUGGGGUACCUCGAGGCGAGCAAGCCGGAGGUGCGCCGGGAGGCGGCGAUGGCGUGCGUGCACGUGAUGGAGCAGCACGCGCUCGAGAUGGCGAUGCUGACGCAGGGCAGCGGCGCCCGCGGCGGCGGCGGCGUGACGGUCGGCGGCGACGGCGGCGGCCCGGCGGACCAGAGCCAGGACCCGUGCACGCACCGCCUGCUGCGGCACCGGCACGCGCAGGUGCAGAACCUGGUCAUGCAGCUCCUCUCGGUCGCCGUGUCGGACCUGGACCCGUCGGUGCGGUGCGCGGUGCUCCGCGGGCUCUCGGACGCCCGCGGCCUCGACACGUACAUGGCGCAGGCGCAAGCGCUCGGGUGCUUCUUCCUGUCGCUCAACGACGAGUCCGCGACGGUGCGGCAGCUCGCGAUCUCCGUCGUGGGCCGCCUCGCGCCGCUCAACCCGGCGUACGUCCUCCCCGCGCUCCGCAAGCACCUCCAGCAGCUCCUGUCCGACAUGGACCACGCGCCGGACUGCAAGCAGCGCGAGCACGCCGCGGGCCUCCUCGGGUGCCUGCUCACCUCCGCGCCGGGCCUCGCGCUGCCGUACCUCCCGUCCAUCGCCGCGGCGCUCGUCUCCAAGCUGCGCCUGCUCACCGACAUGCUGGUCUCCGGCACGGCGUUCAAGGGCGGGACGACCGAGAUCGGCGUGCUCGAGCAGGUGCUGUCGACGGUGGGCGAGCUCGCGUGGGUGGCGCGCGGGCAGCUGCGGCCGCACAUCGGCGACCUGCUGCCGCUGGUGAUUGCGUGCAUUCGCGACGGGUCGGGCGCGCUGCGGCGCGAGGUGGCGGUGUCGACGCUCGGCGCGCUCGUGGAGUCGUGCGGGUACGCGAUGCGGCCGUACCUGGAGUACCCGGGGCUGCUGACGAUGCUGCUGCGGCUGCUGCAGGAGGGCGGGCAGGCCACGCGGCGCGAGGUGAUCCGCGUCCUGGGCAUCAUCGGGGCGCUGGACCCGUACACGAGCAAGAUCACGCAGGGGUUCGAGUCCGGCGAAGGGAAGCUGGAGGCCGAGGGCGUGCGGGCGCAGCGGCAGAUGGCGUCGGGCGAGAUCGUCGACGGCGAGGUCCCCACGCCCGAGAACGACCCGGACGUCCUCCCCGUGGUCGGCCUCGCCACGUCGUCCGAGGAAUACUACCCCACGGUGGCCAUCAACUCCCUCAUGCGGCUCCUGCGCGACCCGGGCCUGACCUCGCACAACCACACGGCCGUCCGCUCGCUCAUCUACAUCUUCCAGGCCCUCGGCCUCGCAUGCGUGCCCUUCCUGGGCCGCGUCAUGCCGCUCCUGCUGUCGGUCCUGCGCCAGGGCGACACCCCCCUCCGCGAGUACAUCCUCCAGCAGCUCACGUCGCUCGUGAGCGUCAUCCGGCAGCACUCCCGCCGCUACCUCCCGGACCUCGUGCAGCUCGUCGAGGAGUACUGGGACCCCGCGUCGCCGCUGAUCGAACACCUGCUGCGGCUCGUGGGGGAGCUGGCGCGCGUGCUGCAGGACGACCUGCGGCCGCACGUGCCGCGGCUGCUCCCGCGGAUCAUCUCGGUGCUGAUCGAGGCGGAGCGCACGGGGAGUUACGCGACAGUCCCCCCCCUGCUCGAGGCGCUCGAGGCGAUGGGGCCGGCGAUGGAGCAGCACCUGCACCUCGUCCUCCCCUCGCUCGUCCGCCUCAUCAACCCCUGGGCCAAGUCGGUGCCCGCGGAGGUGUCCCGGGGGACUCUGGGGACCCUCCGGAGACUCCUCCCCCGCAUGCAGCCGUCGGGGCACGCGAACGCGAUCAUCCACCCGCUCCUGCGCGUCCUCCGCGACCCGCACCACGCCCUCCGCCAGGAGGCCCUCUCCACCAUCACCGCCCUGAUGUCGUCCAUGGGCCCGGAGUCCGCAGUCUUCCUGACCGCAGUGCAGCGCGCGGCACGGACCCACAACGUCCGCCACGCGCCCUUCGACGCCCUCGUGCGCUCCCUCACGUCCGUGCCGCCGCCCUGCAUGACCGACGCGGAGUCCGACGCCGAGUCGGUGGCCUACCGCGCAGCCAGCGACAGCGACGCACAGGCCAAGGCCCCCGCCGCGACGCCCGCGCACCGCACGUCGAUGCGGCUCGUCGUCAACGAGGCCUCGCUGCGCCGCGCGUGGGUGUCCUCGGACCGCUCCACGAAGGAGGACUGGGUCGAGUGGCUGCGCAACUUCUCGGUAGAACUCCUGAAGGAGUCGUCGUCGCCGGCGCUGCGGGCGUGCCACACGCUCGCGCUGAUCCACCCGCCGAUGGCGCGCGACCUGUUCCCCGCGGGGUUCGUGUCGUGCUGGACGGAGCUGUCGGAGGCGACGCAGGAGCAGCUCGUGCGCUCGCUCGAGGCGGCGCUGGCGUCGCCGACGAUCCCGCCGGAGAUCGUGACGGCGCUGCUGAACCUCGCCGAGUUCAUGGAGCACGACGAGAAGGCGCUCCCGCUCGACAACCGCACGCUGGGGGCGCUCGCCGAGAAGUGCCACGCCUUUGCCAAGGCCCUGCAUUACCGCGAGCUCGAGUUCGAGACGAACCCGCAGGGCGUCGUGGAGCCGCUCAUCUCGAUCAACAACCAGCUGCGGCAGCCCGAGGCCGCGAUCGGCAUCAUGGAGUACGCCCGGCGCGAGCUGGGGAUGCAGCUGCUGGACUCGUGGUACGAGAAGCAGCAGCAGUGGGACCAGGCGCUCGCGGCGUACGAGCGGCACAUGAAGAGCCUGCAGCCGGGGUUCCCCGGGCACCUCGAGGCGACGGUCGGGUGCCUGCGGUGCCUGGCGGCGCUCGCGGAGUGGCAGCGGCUGGCCGACAUGUGCCGCGCGGUGUGGAGCACGGUCGAGCCGUACGUGCGGCGGGAGAUCGCGCCGCUCGCGGCGUACGCGUCGUGGCACAUGGGGUCGUGGGAGGAGAUGGCGGACUACCUCGGCGCGAUGGACCCGAAGGCGACCGAGGACUCGAGCACGGGGUGCUUCCUGCGGGCGGUGCUGUGCACGAAGCGCGCGGACUACGGCGCGGCGCUCAGCCACGUCGAGCGGGCGCGCGCGCUGCUCGGCGCGGAGGUGUCGGCGCUCGCGGGCGAGACGUACGAGCGCGCGUACCGCGACGUGGUGCGCAUCCAGCAGCUCACCGAGCUCGAGGAAGUCAUCGAGUACUUCCGCCUCGAGAGCUGCAAGGGCGACGAGGACGUGCAGGCCGCGGCCGCGAGCCGCCGCGCGACGAUCCGCAACAUGUGGCACACGCGCAUGGAGGGCGUGCAGCGCGACGUCGAGGUGUGGCAGGCGCUGCUGUCCGUGCGGUCGCUCGUGCUGUCCGAGGAGGAGGACGAGGACACGUGGAUCAAGUUCUCCACGCUGUGCCGCAAGUCCGGCCGCGUCCGGCAGGCCCACCACACCCUCGUCAAGCUCCUGCGGUACGACCCAGAGUGCAUCCUGACUCCGGGCACCAAGGGGUACGGCGCGGGGUCGGGGCGCCCGAAGGUGAUGUACACGUUUUUGAAGCACAUGUGGGCGACGGGGAAGCGCGAGGAGGCGUUCGCGCGCCUCGCGGAGCUGCGCCUGGAGGUGCUGGGCGCGGUGCAGACGGGCGCGCAGAUCGGGCCGAUCGCGACGCAGCACUCGACGAAGCACAUUUCGUCGAUGCUGCGGUCGAACCGGACGAUCGCGCCGAGCCAGCCCGCGCCGCUCCUCGCGCGCAUCAACCUCCGCCUCGGGCUGUGGCGCUGGAGCCGCGCGUCGCACAACAUCAGCAUCCAGGUCAUGCAGGACGUGCUGACGCUGAUGCGGCAGGCGACCGAGGACGCGCCCGAGUGGGGCAAGGCGUGGCACCACCACGCACUGUACAGCGUCGCGGCGAUGAACCACUACGCGCGCAACGACCCGCAGCUCGCGCAGGGCUUCCUGCGGCCCGCGAUCACGGGCUUCUUCCGCUCCAUCGCCAUCGGCCAGGGCCAGCCGUCGCAGGCCGCGGGGACCCUCCAGGACAUCCUGCGCCUCCUGACGCUGUGGUUCAACCACGGCGACGUGCAGGAGGUGCAAGACUGCCUCCACGAGGGGUUCGCGCAGGUCUCGAUCACGACGUGGCUCGCGGUGAUCCCGCAGAUCAUCGCGCGCAUCCACGCCACGCUGCUGCCCGUGCGCACCAUCAUCCACCAGCUGCUGGUGCGCAUCGGGCAGCACCACCCGCAGGCGCUCAUGUACCCGCUGAUCGUCGCCUGCAAGUCGUCGUCCGCGGCGCGCCGGGCGUCGGCGACGGCGGUGAUCGAGAACCUCAGGCAGCACAGCGCGGCGCUGGUGGACCAGGCGCAGCUGGUGUCGAAGGAGCUGAUCCGCGUGGCGAUCCUGUGGCACGAGAUGUGGCACGAGGCGCUCGAGGAGGCCUCCCGGCUCUACUUCGGCGAGAACAACGCCGAGGGGAUGUUGGCGACACUCCUCCCCCUCCACGACAUGAUGGAGCCCGGCGGCAGCGCGCAGACCCCCGCGCCCACCCCCUCCCCAGCCCCCUCCGCCGCCCCCUCCGCCGUCUCCGCCGCCACCGUCACCGCCGCCCCCGCCGCCCCCGCGGGCGACCGCAACGUCGGCGCGCUCCCCGCCUCGGCGCGCGACCUGGAACACGAGGGCCCGACCACGCCCAUGGAGGUCUCCUUCGUCCAGCACUACGGCCGCGAGCUCCGCGAGGCCCACGACUGGUGCAUGAAGUACCGCGCGUCCCGCCGCGAGGCCGACCUGCACCAGGCCUGGGACCUGUACUACCACGUGUUCAAGCGCAUCAACAAGCAGCUCCCGACGCUGACGAGCCUCGAGCUGCAGCACGUGUCGCCCGCGCUCCUCGCCGCGCGCGACCUCGAGCUCGCGGUGCCCGGGACGUACGCGGCGGACCACGCGCUGGUGAAGAUCUCGCACCUGGCGCCGCAGCUGCACGUGAUCACGUCGAAGCAGCGCCCGCGGAAGCUGACCGUGCACGGCGCGGACGGCGCGCUCUACAUGUUCCUCCUCAAGGGCCACGAGGACCUGCGGCAGGACGAGCGCGUGAUGCAGCUCUUCGGGCUCGUCAACAACCUCCUGGCGUCGGAGCGCAUGACCGCCGAGCGCGGGCUCUCCAUCGGGCGGUACGCCGUCAUCCCGCUGUCCCCGAACUCGGGCCUCAUCGGGUGGGUCCCGAACUGCGACACGCUCCACGCGCUCAUCCGGGAGUACCGCGAGGCGCGCAAGAUCCCGCUCAACGUGGAGCACCGGCUGAUGCUCGGGAUGGCGCCGGACUACGAGCACCUCACGGUCAUCCAGAAGGUCGAGGUGUUCCAGCACGCGCUCGACUCGACGCCCGGCGACGACCUGCACAAGGUGCUGUGGCUCAAGUCGCGCACCAGCGAGGUCUGGCUCGACCGCCGGACGAACUACGCGCGGUCCGUGGCCGUCAUGUCGAUGGUCGGGUACCUCCUCGGCCUCGGCGACCGCCACCCGUCCAACCUCAUGCUCGACCGGUUCAGCGGCAAGCUGCUGCACAUUGACUUCGGGGACUGCUUCGAGGCGUCGAUGCACCGCGAGAAGUUCCCGGAGAAGGUGCCGUUCCGGCUCACGCGGAUGAUGAUCCGCGCGAUGGAGGUGUCGGGCAUCGAGGGCAACUUCCGCAUCACGUGCGAGAACACGCUGCGCGUGCUGCGGAGCAACAAGGACAGCGUGAUGGCCAUGCUCGAGGCGUUCGUGCACGACCCGCUGAUCAACUGGAGGCUCCUGCACACCGAGGCCGUCGCGAACUCCACCGCGGCGACGCCCGCGCCCACCGACGUGUCGGCACCUGAGCUCGACAAGUCGCGGAUCUCGUCGCCGGAGGUCGCCCCCAGCGGCGUGGAGCAGUCGGCCACCGAGCGCCCCGCCGGGAACUCGGACGUGGGCUCCGCCAGCACGCUGCGGCCCAUGGGCGGCGCGGCGGACGUCCUGAACGAGCGCGCCGUGGCGGUGAUGGAGCGCAUGAGCGACAAGCUGACCGGCAAAGACUUCAAGGUGGAGGGGCGCGGGCCGGGGUCGUCGUCGUCGGCGGGCAAGUCGGUGCCGGUGCAGGUGCAGAUGCUGAUCGACCAGGCGACGAGCGACGAAAACCUCUGCCUGGCCUACAUCGGUUGGUGCCCUUUCUGGUAG